This is a messenger RNA of Oppiella nova, 2271 nucleotides long. Lineage: Eukaryota; Metazoa; Arthropoda; Arachnida; Sarcoptiformes; Oppiidae. The record is from the annotation of a GenBank genome assembly.
AUGGCACCACUCGUACUGAAGCAGCUAUCGGUGCUCCUAUGGAAGAGCUGGAUAAUCCGUCGCCAGCACUGGAUAUCAGGUCUUUUUGAACUCCUAUUCCCCAUAGUAAUUGGUAUAGCUAUGGCAGCUAUAUAUCGCAAUGACAUGUCACUGGACAAUAAGAAAUCGGGGUGGGAGCCAGCCAAAUAUUACGAUGACAAAAAUGACCAGAAACACUACAAUAUGAGCAAUAUAUUCGCACAAAACCAAGGGUAUGACCGGGAUACUUAUAUAUACUACGCCCCAAACACAUCGGACUUCGCCAACGCUAUAAUGAAGAACUUUCCUAAAGAGUCGGUCACAGGAAUGGCAUNCCGGGAUACUUAUAUAUACUACGCCCCAAACACAUCGGACUUCGCCAACGCUAUAAUGAAGAACUUUCCUAAAGAGUCGGUCACAGGGUUUGGCAGUUUUGCCACCGAGGAUGAGAUGGUUAAGUACCUGUUCCUCAGUGAACAGAAUGGCAUGUAUGGCGUGUUUUUGGAGAGAAAUGGCGACAUUGGCCUCAAAAUGAAGAUCAGAUCAACGGACUACUCGAUUGUAAACUCAGUGAAACGGUUGCACCCGGACAGCUAUAACGGAGGGCCGGCCGGUUAUGGUGACUCAAGCACCACAUACGAGCGCAAAUUUGUCCAGGUUCAAAUAGCUGUCAGUGAUUCGUAUAUGAAGUAUUUGAAAAUUAAUGGCAAGAGUAAGGAAGCGGGGGCGGACGUGAAUGAAGUGGUCACUCAUCCCAUCCCUUAUCCCUCAUACCUCAAGACUUCAUCAGUUGGUAAUUUAGUGGAGAUGUUAGGGAUGGUUGUGGCCAAAGCUAAGGAGAUGUUGAAAAUGAUGGGAAUGAGUGAUUGGGUGUUCUGGGGCUCACACUUCAUCAAUUACUUCACUAUUAUGUUCAUACAAUCCAUAUUCACAAUGAUUUUCCUUUGCUAUGGCUUCGGAGGUCUGCCGUUCAUAGUAUACAGCAAUCCAUUCAUAUUCUUCAUAUCACUCGUACUCUUCAAUGUCUCCACAAUAUUGAGUUCAAUGCUAUUGACCACAGUUUUCAACAGACCUGUCAUUGCCGUAGUCGUCAGUGUUAUCCUCUUUGAAGUCUCCCAUUCCGUACCGAUGGGUCUCAUGAGUCCCUCGUUUAACGACAACCUUGAGGUGUCGGCUAUUACUGGGUGGCGAUUCUUGACGUGUUUGCUACCCAACUCUGGUUUGCAGUGGGCGUUGAGUCUUAUGGGACAGGUAGAAAAAUAUGGUAAAGGUGUCACAUGGAGUAACCUGUGGGAGGAUGUGCCCAAAUACGGGCAUUUCAAUAUGGGAGCUGUUAUGCUAAUGCAAUUUGCGUCCAUAUUCUUCUAUGGUAUACUUAUCUGGUAUGUGGACAAUAUCUGGCCCUUUCAGUUCGGAAUCCCAAAACCAUUUUAUUAUCCAUUCCUUCCCUCCUAUUGGUUCCCUAAACGACAUAAAUCUGCGGAAACUAGUGAUGAGAUUAAGAUAACUAAUCUUCAAAAUGCUAAUCACUUCGAGAGGGAACCCAUGAAUACAAGGGUUGGCAUAAAAUGUCAAAAUUUAAACAAAAGGUUUGAUAACAAGACGGCUGUCCACGACAUGUCUUUGAAUAUAUAUUGCGGACAAAUAACAGUCCUUUUGGGACAUAACGGCGCCGGAAAGACAACGACAAUGAAUAUGAUAACCGGUAUAUUUCCGCCGACGUCUGGAAACGCGUUUAUCAAUGGAUUUGAUGUCAAGAGUCAGACAACAAAAGCGCGAAAGAGUAUUGGAUUGUGUCCUCAGGAGAAUAUAGUGUACAAUGAGUUGGAUGUCUACCAACACCUCAAACUCUAUGCUAUCCUGAAAGACCAUCCCUGGGCUCAAGUGGACAAUGAGAUCAACAAAAUCGUAGGUUUGGUUGGUUUGAGUGACAAAAAGCAUACGAUGUCUACACAACUGUCCGGAGGAAUGAAACGUAAACUAUGUCUCGGAAUAGCAAUGAUAGCCAACACAGAGAUCCUGAUUCUGGACGAACCGACCUCUGGUAUGGAUCCCGAAGCGCGUCGACACCUGUGGGAUGUCCUCCAGAAUAUCAGAUCCGAGAGAACCAUACUUUUGACGACUCAUUACAUGGAAGAGGCGGAUGCAUUGGGCGAUCGGAUCGCUAUAAUGAGUGAAGGAGUCGUGAAAUGUUGCGGAACUCCGAUGUUUCUGAAGAGGACUUUCGGCGCCGGAUAUCACCUGAGAAUUUAA